AUGAUUUAUUGUAAAAUUUAGUUGGUUCUUUUACUGUUUCUCAUAUCAGCACAUUGUUUUGAGUAUUGCAAAUAUUAUGAAACCUAUCAGACCUGCAUAGAUAGUAUUGAAGAUAAAUGUAUGUGGGAUAAUAAUAGGAAUCUUUGUUAAAAAACUAAUGAUUAUUUAUAAGGCUGCAGUUUAACUUUAAAUAAAAAAGCAUGUGUUAGACAAAUUGGAAAUGUUUUAGGUUAACUUGCAAAAUGUACUUCAUAUAUACUAACAAAGGUCGUUUCAUUAAAGUUUGCGAAGUUAUUUCUGAUUUCAAAACAGAGAAAUGUUUAAACAAUUUAUCAAAAUCAGGCUGUUUAUCUAUUUAGAACCCAGAAUAAAUUUGUUUUUGGAAAAAUGAUGAAUGUUAAGUAUUAUAUCAAAAUCAAUGGAGUUAAGUUUAAAAAGAUUUCGAUUCUGUAUUAUACAGUGCAUCAGCUUGUUAUUUGAUUGAAAACUACUUAGUUAUUCAUAAUACACUAUUAUGGGAUCUCAUUUCAUAUAUACCUGAUUUAAUUGCUGAAGCUGAAGAUAUUUUUAAAAAGGAGAUAGGUUUAAUAGUUGAAGAUAACGUCUAAUAUGAUAAUCCAAAUACAGUUUAAAUGUAAAAUAAUUACUAGUUUUUCAAUGGAACCUAUGCAUGGUAUACAAUUAGAGAGUCAUAAUAAAUUAAGCUAACCAAAUGUAACAUAAGUUUUAUAGUUUAUAGUAUAAAGGUCUUACAGAUAUAGAGAUGGAUGCAUAGCUUUAGAAAUAGAAAAUGACAAAGAUUUUUAUAAUAUUUUUAGAAUAACGGAUGAAGUAAGAGGGAUUAAUCAUAUUUAUUGCAAAUAUUUGAAUAGAAAUCCUGAAAUAAAAAAGUAAUAUAUAUAUUCUGAUGGAGUUUGCAAAUAAUAUAAUACUUCAGAUUUGAAUAACUAAUUUAAAAUUAAUGAAUUUGGUUUAACUUGCAAAUCUAUCGAUUAUCAAUAAUGCAUUUACUAUUUUUCAAAUACAUAUACUUGUAGAUUAAAAGGAAUUGAAUAUGAAUAUCCUUGUGUGAAUCAAGAAAAAGAGUAUGUAGCAGAUUGUGAAGCUAAUGAUUGUACAAUAAAAUAAUGUUAAUAACUCUCAAAUUAUUAUCUGGAUGCAACUACUAAUAGAUGCAGUAAAAAUUGCUUUAUAUCAUUUUUUAAUUAAGAAUAAAUAUGUAAAGCAAAGAAAGAGUGUAAAUUUUUGGGAACAACAACCAUUUUUUUGGUAAUGUCAUGUUCACCAGAAUAAGGAUGUGAUUAACCUGGACUUCAGAAUAUGUACUGUAAAUAAUUAUAUGAUUAAUGCGGAUGGGAUUAAUAAUUUUAAAGAUGUUAUAGAAUAAAAGAUGAAGAUUUUAAUUUGUUGAAAUGUAGCUAAGCAUUAAGUGCAAAAUCUUGUAUGAAAGUUAAAUUAAGUGAUUAGAUUUGUUACUGGGAUUAUUUUUUAAUGUUAUGUAAAAAUAUAUUGGAAUUUCCUAUUUUAAUAUCCCAAAAGGCAUUAGUAGAUAAGGAAUAUGUUGGAAUUAAUUAGUUUAUUCGUGUUAUCAGCAAUGAAAAUUUUUGCAAAUACUAAUAAAAUAUGUAAACAGAAUAUUUUCCAAGCUUAGGGAAAUGCUCAUUCGAUAAAAGGGAUUUCGUUAAUGAUUUAAACAAUAUUAAUAGUUAUUCUUGUGUUAUGGUCUAACCUGGAUAUCUUAAAUGGGAUUCUUAUAAAUAAAUAUGUUUAAGUUUUUCAGAAACACAAGUAACUUAAUUUAAUUGUUUGGAUUAAAUUCUUGUUAAUGAAAGAAUAUGUUAAAAAUCUAAAGUUUCUUAGCCUGAUUUCUUAUGCAUGUAUGAUUCAGAUACUAGUUCUUGUAAAGAAAUAGAAAUGUCUUAAUUUGAAGAUUAUGAAUGCAGUGGAUAUGGUUUCUCAAAAGAAUUAUGUGUUAAUAAAUCCAAAAUAGGAGUAUAUUGUUAAUUUAUAGCUGGAAAAUGUAAUUCCUUAUCUGAAUCCUUUAUCAAUAGUAUUUAAUGUGCUUCACUUUAAAAUGUAAACUAAUAAGUUUGUUAAAUAUAUUCAUCAUCAUCUCAAGUAUGUUUAUAUGAUGAAUCUAUUCAUUCUUGUUACACACCAAGUAUCUAUACAAAAUUAACAUAUUCUCUAAAUUUAAAUCGUUAUGGUUGUUAAUUAGUAUAAGAUUCAUUAACUUAUUUUGAUUUAGAUUUGAAUAAAUGUUAUACAUUNGCAUUUACUAUUUUUCAAAUACAUAUACUUGUAGAUUAAAAGGAAUUGAAUAUGAAUAUCCUUGUGUGAAUCAAGAAAAAGAGUAUGUAGCAGAUUGUGAAGCUAAUGAUUGUACAAUAAAAUAAUGUUAAUAACUCUCAAAUUAUUAUCUGGAUGCAACUACUAAUAGAUGCAGUAAAAAUUGCUUUAUAUCAUUUUUUAAUUAAGAAUAAAUAUGUAAAGCAAAGAAAGAGUGUAAAUUUUUGGGAACAACAACCAUUUUUUUGGUAAUGUCAUGUUCACCAGAAUAAGGAUGUGAUUAACCUGGACUUCAGAAUAUGUACUGUAAAUAAUUAUAUGAUUAAUGCGGAUGGGAUUAAUAAUUUUAAAGAUGUUAUAGAAUAAAAGAUGAAGAUUUUAAUUUGUUGAAAUGUAGCUAAGCAUUAAGUGCAAAAUCUUGUAUGAAAGUUAAAUUAAGUGAUUAGAUUUGUUACUGGGAUUAUUUUUUAAUGUUAUGUAAAAAUAUAUUGGAAUUUCCUAUUUUAAUAUCCCAAAAGGCAUUAGUAGAUAAGGAAUAUGUUGGAAUUAAUUAGUUUAUUCGUGUUAUCAGCAAUGAAAAUUUUUGCAAAUACUAAUAAAAUAUGUAAACAGAAUAUUUUCCAAGCUUAGGGAAAUGCUCAUUCGAUAAAAGGGAUUUCGUUAAUGAUUUAAACAAUAUUAAUAGUUAUUCUUGUGUUAUGGUCUAACCUGGAUAUCUUAAAUGGGAUUCUUAUAAAUAAAUAUGUUUAAGUUUUUCAGAAACACAAGUAACUUAAUUUAAUUGUUUGGAUUAAAUUCUUGUUAAUGAAAGAAUAUGUUAAAAAUCUAAAGUUUCUUAGCCUGAUUUCUUAUGCAUGUAUGAUUCAGAUACUAGUUCUUGUAAAGAAAUAGAAAUGUCUUAAUUUGAAGAUUAUGAAUGCAGUGGAUAUGGUUUCUCAAAAGAAUUAUGUGUUAAUAAAUCCAAAAUAGGAGUAUAUUGUUAAUUUAUAGCUGGAAAAUGUAAUUCCUUAUCUGAAUCCUUUAUCAAUAGUAUUUAAUGUGCUUCACUUUAAAAUGUAAACUAAUAAGUUUGUUAAAUAUAUUCAUCAUCAUCUCAAGUAUGUUUAUAUGAUGAAUCUAUUCAUUCUUGUUACACACCAAGUAUCUAUACAAAAUUAACAUAUUCUCUAAAUUUAAAUCGUUAUGGUUGUUAAUUAGUAUAAGAUUCAUUAACUUAUUUUGAUUUAGAUUUGAAUAAAUGUUAUACAUUUAGUCCUUUAGAUAUAAAUAUAUUAUCAACUUUGGAAUGUGAAUCAAAUUUUAUUAAUUAAUAAACUUGUUUGUCAAUCAUAAAAAAUGGUUAAAACUGUUAUUGGGAUAUUAAACUUAAUAAAUGUAAAAAAUAUUCUGGAUUUUUUAUAAAUUGUGCAGAAUAUGCAAAUUAUUCUUAACGUGUAUGCACUUCACUUGUAUCUGAUAUGACAAAAUAAUUUUUGUAGGAUAAUUAUUGUACUUAUAUAGAUAAGAGUUGUAAAAGUAAAUCAGAAAUAAUAGAGGAUUGUGGAGAAUCUGAAUAUAUGAAUAUACAUAGAUGUGGUGGAUUAACAGGAAUAAAUCAAUCAAGAGAAUAUAUUUAAAUGUGUGCAUUCUUAAACAAUAAAUGCACAACUUUAAUUGAGAAUUCUAUGGAUGCUAUUAUUGUAUUAAAUAACAUAUCUUGUUCAUAAGCUAAUUUAAAGACAUGUACAAAAGUAGAGACAAACGGAUAAUAUUGUAAAAUUGUAGAUUAUGUUUCAAUUGAUUCUACUAUUAUAGAUAUGAAAUGUUUAUAAAUAGUUGAAACUACUAAAUCAUGUUCUACUAUUAAUAGUAAUAUUACUAAUAAAAUUAUUAAUCCAAAUUAUUGUUCAAAAGCGAAUGAUUAAUGUGUUUAUAAUUCUGAGAAUGGUUGUAUUUCACCAGAAUCAACUAAUUUAGAAUGUCAUACUCCUGGAUUAUCUUAUAUGGGAUGUAUCUUAAACACUUAAAAUCAUAGAUGUGCUUUUUAUAAUGAUAAAUGUAGAUAUUUACCAUCAUAUUUAAAUGUUUCUGAUUGUAAAUAUUUAAAUCAAUUCUCUUGCUCUUAAUUUGCAUUUUUAAAAUGUUAUUGGAAUGGUUAACUUUGUGCUACUUCUACUAAUAAUAUUACCUAAUAUGGAGGAGAUUAUACUUGCUCUCUAGAUUCAAGUAAUACAUUCAUAAUCUCAACAGGUGUAUAAUGUUAAAUAGAAUUAUUAUAAUCUAAUUAUGAAUUAUAUUCAUGUGACAGUAAAUUAAAUCAAUAUGCUUGUGGAUCCAUACCAUAUCAAUAUUGUUAAUUUAUACAAAAUUAGUGUUAAUUCUAUAAAACAGUCCUUUGUGAAGAUUCUAUUAAUACUUGUGGUUAAAAUGACUCUUUAAAUUUAAAAUGUGUACUUAAAGAUGGCAAGUGCUUUCAUAAUCCAUAUACUGAUUAUGAUUGUGAUUUCUUUGAUAAGACUAAUUAUAAAUUUUGUCUUCAAUAUCCUAAUUGCAUUUAUGCUAAUCAGAAAUGUUAACAUAUUAAUUAAAUUAAUAAUUAUUGGUAAUGUUAUAAUCUUUCUAAUUUGGAAUGUGUAACUUAAAAUAAAUCGCUUGCUUGUUCUUGGAAUUAAGGUUAUUGUAAAGAUUUUAAUAGCUAAUCCUGUCCAUCUUUAAAUGGAUUUCAUUCAUUCAUGGCUUGCAAUUAAUUUAACAAUUGUAUACAUGGUUAUACCAAAAUUGGUUUAGGAUUUUGUUACUCAGAUAAUACUUUUGAAUCUUUAACAUGUAAUUAAUUAAAUAAAGAAUUAUGUCUAGAAGAUUUAACUCAUUUGAAUUCCUCUCUUUUUUGUUAUUGGGAUUAAUCAUGUAAAAAUAUAGAUGAUAAUAAUCAAAUACAUUAAUGCUCAUAAAUUAUAAAUUUUCAAUCUAGUUAUCCAGCAUGUGCUUAAUUAAAUUAAGAAUAAUGUAUGUAUUCAUUCAUUGAUAAAAAAUGUAAAUUAAUAUAAGAAUACAACUCUGUAAAUUGUGAAGGAAUUACUGCUAAUUAAUGUUCUUAAAUUGAGAAUAUUUGUUAUUUUGAUGGAUCCAAUUGUUUAUCAGAAGGAUUUUAAAACUAAUUAAAUAAAUAUGGUUGUAUUACUUAAUCGGGAACUUGGAAGUUUACUAAUUUUAAAUGCAAUGAAAUAAUUGAUGAACUUUAAAAGAGUUGCAACAAUUUAUCCAAAGAUGCUUGUUUGAGUGAUCUAACCUAAGAAUUAACUUGCUAAUGGUAAAAUAAUAAAUGUUAGAGUGUUCUUGAAAUAGAAAACAAAUAAAUAACUAAUUGUGAAAAUUUAAAUUAAAGAGCAUGCUAAAAUGUUCGUCUAUCUAACAUUUAUUGUUUUUGGAAUGAAACAUUAAAACAAUGUGAUGCCCUUAUAAUUACAAAUACUGAUUGUACUCUAGAUAAUUUAGUGAAUACUAGUUCAAUUAGUGUAUGCAGUGGACAAAUAAAUAAAAGCUGUGUUAAACAUUAAAAUAAUACACAAUGUAGUGAAAUAAAACUGAAAGUAAAUAAUUGCAAUCUAUAUGGAUUAAAUCAAUAAGCUUGUAUAUUGGAGACUAGUGUUUCAUGCUAAUGGAUUUAGAUAAAUGAUGGUGGAUAUUGUGAAAAUGUAAAUAUACAUACAGCACUUUGUUCGGAUAAACUUAACUAAUAAGGAUGUUUAAAUAUAUAAACACCUGGAUAAGCUUGUAAAUGGGAUCAAUAAGAUUAAUCUUGUAUUAAUAAAGAGGUAGAUACAUGUGAAUCUGCAUCAUAUUUAAAUUUAGUUUCUGCUUGUAAUGCUGUAACAACAGAACCUUGUUAUUUUGAUACUAUAACGAAAUAAUGUAAUAAAUUACAAAUUACUCCUAAAAUUUGUUCAAUAAAUUAUAAUUAAUUAGCUUGUAGAUUGUCUACAAGUAAUUGUAUAUGGUAGUCAAAUAGAUGUAUUCUUAUUCCUUUUUUAAAUUGCUCAUAAUAUUUGACUAAAUCUAAAUGUCUUAAAAGUAAUGGUAUAAAUUGUUAAUGGUAAAAUAAUGAAUGUAUUGAUUUUAAUGAAUUAGAUGAAUAAAUAUAUUGCAAAGAUCUUCCACUAAAUAUAAAUGCUUUUGCUUGCCAAGUCAAUGCAAUAGAUCCUUGUUUAUAUGAUGAAAAGGCUUAGUCAUGUUUACCAGAUUAAAGUUCAGAUUUGGCAGUUACUAGUUGGAAAACAAUUUCAUAAUUAAUUAGACUGCAAAAAGCAGAUUAUUAAUCUCCAAUAUUAAGUGGUAAGUGUGAAUAAUUGCUUAAAGAUGUCCUAUGUACAAAAUCACGUAUUCCACAAAUAUCAUGUAUUUGGAAGGAUUCAUCUUGCUAAGAGGUUAAAGAUUUUGAUAAUUUGAAAUGUACUGAUAAACUGAAUUAAUUGGGAUGUUUGAAUGUAAAAAAAGAAAAUGAAUUUUGUUUUUGGCAAGAGUAGAAAUGCUUAAAUUGGAAUCCAAAUAUUUCUAAAAUGUCAAAUGUGAAUAAAAAUACUUGUAUACAUCACAGUAUAAAUAGUGUUUAUGAAUAAAACUCAUGUAUAUAGAAAGAUAUUGAAUCUAUAUCAUGUUCAUCAGAUGGGAUAAGUAAAAUAACAUGUUUAUCAAUUUAAAAUUAAUAAUGCCAUUGGUAAAGUUAAUGUGUUGAAUUUAUUAUAACAAAAUAAAGUAAAUGUUCUGAUUUUCAUGAUGUAACACCAUAUGUUUGUUAAAUGAUUACAGAUAUGGCCUGUUCUUAUAAUAAAGAAAAGUAAAGUUGCAUUGAAAUUAAGAAUGAUGUAGUAGGAUUAGGAGUUUCUAGAUAAGCUUGUAUGUUAAAUAAGAAAAUACCAACUUAUUGGAAUGGCACAACUUGUUUAGAAGUAAUUAAUCCUAUUGAAUGUGACUCUUAAUUAAUUGUUAAUGAAAAUGCAUGCCGUAGCAAAGUUAAUAAUGUAUCAUGUAUUUAUGAUACAAAAAAUAAUAAAUGUAAAAGUCAAUUUAAUAUUUGGUAAUUGAAAUGCAAUACAUAAGGAUUAAAUUUGUUGGGUUGUGUUCAAGUAAAACAGGAACCUUGUAUUUUUAAAGAUAAUUAAUGUUAAUUAUUUACUGAAUUGUCUAAAAAUUGUAUGUUUAUAACACAAGUAAAUUCUAAAGCUUGUGCAUCUAUUAGAGAUUAAUACUGUUCAUAUGAUUCAAUAAAUCUUAGAUGUCAAACUUCAUCAAUUUCUUAAGAUUAAUGUAAUUUUGAGGGAAUUAGUAAGAAUGUUUGUGAAACCAAAGAUCUUUGUAAAUGGAAUCAAGAUAAUUUAGAUUGUAAGUGUAAAACAAUUUAAGAAAUAGAGGUUUGUUAAUAAUAAUCUAGUAUUGUUAAUUGUAGAGCUUAGAAUAAGUGUUAUUUUGAUUUAGAUUAAUAUCUUUGUAUUAAGAAAUAAUGUUAUCAUCUAAAAGAUGAUGAAUGCAAUCAAAUUUUAGAUAAUAAAAUAUGUUAUAGAGAUCUUCACAAUGGUUGUUAACCAGCUACAGUUUGUGAAGAUAUAAUUGAUCCUAAAGAUUCCUGCUCUACAAUCUUUAUUAAUUCAUAGUCUUGUGUUUAAGCUGGUAAUUUUUGUAUAACAGCAACAAAUUAUAAAUUAUAUUGUCCAUAUUCUGAUUGUUCAAAUUCUAAUUGCAUUUUAUAUUAUGGAACUUGUAAAAUUAAAACAUGUGAAGAUCUUAGUAUUGAAGAAUGUUAACAAAAAAGUGAAUGUUAUUUAGAUUAAGAAAACUACUGUUAACAAUUACUAAGAUGUAGUUAAAUAACUUAAAAUCUUUAUGGGGAAUAAGUUAUUAAUAUUUGUAAUAAAUCUUCUGUAGAUGGAUUUAAAUGCAAUUGGUAGAAGAAUGAAUUAUUAGAUAGUACUUAAAUUUGUACAAAUAAAGUUUGUGGGUAUUAAUAAUUUAUUUUAUUUUUAGGAUAUAUGGUCCAUCAUAGACACUUUGUUAAGGAAAUGAGAUAAAUGGAUAUUCUUGUGUUUUAUUUAAUAAUUUAGUUUGUAAAUAAUGUGAGUAAAUUACAGAGUAGUGUUUUUGCAAUGAAUAAACAAAUAUCUGUAGUUAUUAGAAUGGAAAAUGCAAAUCUAUUUUAUGUUCUUAAUUUUUGACAAAAGAUCAAUGUAUUUUAGCUUCAGAUCGUUGUUAUUGGAGUAUAUAAUUAGAUUAAAAUAAUAUAAAAAAAGAAUUAUGUGUUAAGGAAUGUAAUAAAAUCUUAGAUGCAGAUGAAUGCAAUGGUAGAAUAAAUGAAUGUUAUUUUGAAAAUGCAAAUGGAUUAUGUAUAAAAGGUAUUAAAGAGAUUCCAGAUUUGAGUUUUAAAAUAAUAAUAGAAGAAUUCUAUGGAAAAAUUAUUUCAACAAUAAUUUGGGUGAAUAUGAUUAUUUAUAUUUGA
Molecule: messenger RNA, 8755 nt
Organism: Paramecium sonneborni
Lineage: Eukaryota; Ciliophora; Oligohymenophorea; Peniculida; Parameciidae
Source: the annotation of a GenBank genome assembly